Messenger RNA from Gamsiella multidivaricata, 1471 nucleotides. RefSeq lists its product as uncharacterized. The coding region runs from base 210 to 1310 and encodes 366 amino acids. NCBI's taxonomy places the organism in Eukaryota, Fungi, Mortierellomycota, Mortierellomycetes, Mortierellales, Mortierellaceae. The record is from RefSeq and is a predicted model, not a curated record. The transcript has a single exon.
CCUCGAUCAGCCUGUCCUGUCGCCACUCGGUCCCUUGCCGCCGCCACGUCUUUCUCAGCCCAGAUGAACAGAUAAAUAGGCCAUAUCCCAGCCUGACCAAACCAACAUCAUCUUCAGUCCUCUCCCUUUCUCUCGAGCACCCAGCUGUCUUCCUAUCCAAUACCGCACAACACAUCCCAGCAAGCGCCCACACUAACAAAUCUAAACCAAUGAAGUUCUCCACCUGUGCCCUCUUGAUCUCGGCCGCAAUCGCCACCGUCGCAUCCGCCGCGCCUAUGGCUGCUCGAGUGCCUACGCACACAGGCACGAGGACAAAGGCGAAUAUCGGGUCGUCCUCUGUUAUCGCCAAGCGCCAUUGCGGCGAGUGCAGCCACAAGGACCAAGAAGCCCUGGAUCUCAUUAUCGACGUGUCAGCGAAGCAUUAUGCCAAUAUUGCUCAAACUCGCCUCGACGACCUGGUGCGCGACCUGACGACUUCCAGGGUCACCAGCAGCACGAAGGGGCUGGGCAAGAAGAAGUCCGUCCUGGACACUACGAUCCAGUCCAAUAUCGAGAAGGCUAAGGAGGAUUGCUCGUCCGAGGCACUUGCUCGUGUGAUCAAGACGACUGUCACAUCCGAUGCCGACAUGGACAUUCCGUGGUCCAAGGAAGAGGAGGUUGAGAAGAUAAUGAUGGAGCUGGAUAGCAAGAUCACUCAGGUGAUGCUUGAGCAUAUCCAGACCAACAUCAAUGCCGAGGAUCUGUCCAAGGACUGCACAGAGAAGAUGACCAAUACAGAGAUUGCGCCAGCGCCUGCCAAGGAGGAGUUUUCCGUAGAUUCAUCCCCAUCUAUGUCUGAGGCGCCAGCCGCCGAAGCGCCGGCCCCCGAAGUAUCAACCUCCAACACUCGCGCUCCUGAAGCUGAGGCUUCUGCUUCCAUGCCUGAGGCUCCUGCUGCUGAACCUGAGGCUCCUGCUUCCAUGCCCGAAGUCCCUGCUGCUGAGCCUGAAGCUCCUGCCUCUAUCCCUGCGACCACUGCUCCCAUGCCCGAGACAUCUGCUCCUGCUCCACAGGAAACAACUGAGUCUACCGAUGGCAAGAACGAACCCAAGGUGAGCAUUAACAAUGCGAGCACGAUCGACCCCAAGUUUGUGUGCAAGUCCGGAUGCAAGGACUUGGAUGAUGCCAAGGCGGUACUGGACCUGCGAAAGAACCUCGAGGAGGAGUUUGCACCAGUCCUGGACAACUUUUACAAGUACAAAGUGCUUACCGACUGCUCGAGAAGACGUGGCGAGUUCUUCAUUGGUAUCAGGGCCUUGCACAGACAUUAAAGGCCGAUGCGAUGCAAACACCAAGCCUGACAUGGACACCAGCACCAAUAUUUUGGUUAGCAUCAAGGUCUCCAACUAGAGAGACAAUGCUUGUCCUGUCUAGAGCCGGUAGUACUACUUUAUAUUAAUCUAAUAAAUGCAUAUUAAGAGUUGCGUCCGGA